UUACCCUAUUUUAUAUCUAGAUAAUCUUGAUUCUACCUAGUUACUUUCUGAUCAUAAAUUCUACUUAGGGCCUAAUCGGAUCCCGAUUUGGAAAUGAACAUCAAAUUAUCCUACUUGAAAACUAGUCAGGUUCUAGUUAGCUUAAACUGUUUUAAGGAUUGUGCACAUGAUUUUGCGCAUGCGCCUUUUUAUUACUAAAAGUGAAAGUGACGUUUGUAUACCUACAAUGUUGUUGACAGUAUAAAAAGAAUAGCUGCUUUUAUUGCAUUUAUAUAUAAAAAUGGAUAUCAGAGGAAAUAAAAGAUCUCGUAAUCAAGGACGAAUACGAGGUAAAAAAUUUCGGUCGAGAAAGAAAUUAUUAAGCGACGAAUCCAGAGCAGAGGGUGAAUCCAGUGAGCCGACCAAUAAUCAUAGUGAUGGAAAUGAUGAGGUUAUGUAUGUGUCCGAACAAUCUGAAAAUGAAAACUUGGACAAUUUCAGAGAUGUCGAAGAAAUGAGUCAAAAUAACGAAGCCGAAGAGAGAAGGGAAGAAAUCUCGGUAGAAAACGAAGAGUUUAUCAGUGAUGUUGACGAUUAUGACCGGAGAAGGGAGGAAAUCUCUGUAGAAAGCGAAGAGGUUAUUAGUGAUGAUGACGAUUAUGACGGCGACAACUUAGCGAGGUAUUAUUAUGCUGUUCAUGGUGAUACUUCGGACGAUUCUUCCAAUGAUGAAUUUGGCGAUGAUAAUUUAGGAAACGUUGAAGAGGAAGAGCAUGUACCGGAAAAUCCUCCUUCAGUAGUAGAAAGAUUGCGUGAGUGGAGUCUACGACUCAAUCAAAAGGAUCUUGAUGAUUUACUGAAAAUUCUGAGAGAUCUGCUUCCAACUCUGCCCAAAACUGCAAAAACAUUUCUUCACACAAACGAUGCUCGGUAUACUAUAAUUAAUAUGGAAGACUGUAAAGGAAAGAUGGGUCAAUUUGUAUAUUUUAAAAUGCAAAAUAAUUUAGAAAUGUGCAUAAAUCCUGCAUUACAUAUUGAUAAUUUUAUCGAACUUCAAGUCAGUUGUGAUGGCUUACCCUUACAUAAAUCUGGAGAUGGUCAGUUUUGGGUAGUAUCAGGAAAAGUUCACUUCAACCCUGAUGUGUACAAAGUAUUUCCGAUUUGCAUAUUUUUUGGGCAAGCUAAACCUAAUAGUGUGGAAGAUUUCUUAGCUCCAUUCGUUGAAGAAUUUAAUCGAUUAAAUAUUGAUGGUAUCAUGAUAGAAGGGCAACAUUUCGGAAUAAAGUUAAAAUGUAUAAUUUGUGAUACACCUGCUCGAUCUUUUUUAAAACGCACAUUAGGACAUGGGGGUAUUCAGGCAUGUGAAAGGUGUGAAGUUGUUGGCGAAAGAGUUGAACGAAGAACAGUUUAUCCGACUACUGAUGCAGUAGAGAGAACGAAUGAAUCGUUCAGAAAUUUUCGCCAACCUGAGUAUCAUCAUGGACCUUCACCUUUAUUAGACAUUAUUCCUCACAUAGACAUGGUGUCUAUCUUUAUGUUGGAUUCGAUGCAUCUUUUCUUCUGUGGAAUCAUGAAGAAAUUAAUGGAUUAUUGGUUGAAUGGCAAAUUAAAUUGCAAAUUAAGUGUCAGAAGCAGAGCUGAAUUGUCCAGACGAUUAGAAUUUCUAAAAACGCAGAUUCCAAUUGAAUUCCAACGAAAAACCAGAUCGACUUCUUUUUUCGCAAAGUGGAAAGCUACGGAACUGCGUUUUUUUUUAUUAUAUUGUGGACCAAUAAUCUUAAAAGACCUUUUGCCGCAAAAUUUGUAUGAUCAUUUUCUUCUGUUACAUGUUGCUGCCAGGAUUUUACAUUCAGAUUCUUUUUGUCGAACUUAUAAUGAUCAUGCAAAACUGUAUUUAACAAGUUUUUUUACGGCUAUGAAAGAUUAUUAUGGAGCUACGUCCCAAAUUCUAAAUGCACAUCAUCUCACCCACGUUGCCGAUGACGUUAUAACUGCAGACUGUAACCUCAGUUUAAUAAGUGCUUUCUCAUUCGAAAAUUUUCUUGGAAAAUUGAAAAAAAAACUUCGCACUCCAAAUAAAACCCUGCAACAAGUUUGUCGUAGAUUAUUUGAAGAACAAACACUCGUUUCUAAGAAUAAAACAACAAUACCUCCUCCAAUUACAAUUUUAAAAACAAAUAAGGAUGGUAGUAUUGUACAAGUUAAGUACAAAGAAAUGGUAAUUUCUUCAUUACCUCCUAAUAAUAUUGUUGUUUUGAAUAACAAUAAAAUUGUGAGUAUAAAAAAGAUUUUCAAUGACAAUGAAAAUGAAAAUUUAAAAGUGGAAUGUCAAAUUUGGAGGAAAGAUAAACCAUUGUACACAUAUCCGACGAAUUCAGAAAUUUUUAAUAUUUGGAAAUUGAAUCACCUUCCAAUGAGAGACAUUAAAAUUUAUUCAAUUGCAGCAAUAUCUCAAAAAGUUGUAAAGCUGCAAUUAUCAUUCACAGAAAAUGGGCCACAAAAAGUGUAUGUUGUUCCUUUACUUCAUUGAAUUCAAUAAUGCAAAAUAAAUAUACAAAUAUAUUAUAUUAAACACGCCUUCCGAU
Messenger RNA from Leptopilina heterotoma, 2564 nucleotides. RefSeq lists its product as uncharacterized. The record is from RefSeq and is a predicted model, not a curated record. The transcript is spliced from 2 exons. NCBI's taxonomy places the organism in Eukaryota, Metazoa, Arthropoda, Insecta, Hymenoptera, Figitidae. Bases 281 to 2509 code for a protein of 742 amino acids.